Balaenoptera acutorostrata (minke whale) is the source of this 3270-nucleotide messenger RNA. It is a transcript of the gene ZNF76, whose product is annotated as zinc finger protein 76. Bases 395 to 2107 code for a protein of 570 amino acids. Gene Ontology annotation, molecular function: DNA-binding transcription factor activity, RNA polymerase II-specific; RNA polymerase II cis-regulatory region sequence-specific DNA binding. NCBI's taxonomy places the organism in Eukaryota, Metazoa, Chordata, Mammalia, Artiodactyla, Balaenopteridae. Gene Ontology annotation, cellular component: nucleus. The transcript is spliced from 14 exons. The record is from RefSeq and is a predicted model, not a curated record. Gene Ontology annotation, biological process: central nervous system development; regulation of transcription by RNA polymerase II.
UUCAGAGCCUGGCUGCCCGGGCUCCAGCGGCCCGGGAACAGGGAUAAGUAGGACGGCGGCCGCGGCGACUGGGGGUGCGGGGUGGAGCGUGCCCUGUAUUUUCUGUACGGGUUCCGGGGCUCGGUAGAGGCGCGCCGAGAAGACAGGAAAGUGCGGCGGCCCUGGAACCUGGAUAUGGCGCGAGGCAAGCUGCGCGCGGGCGGGCGGGCUAUGGCGCAGGCGGGUUGCGGGGCCGGCGCUGGUGGCGGGGCCCGUUGCAUGGCGGUCUGUCGGCGGAGUCGCCCUCGGGGGCUGUCAGAUUUGUGACGCCAAAGGAAAUCUCUGACCUCAGCUGUGGCUCUCAGUGCUGGGAAGAAGACAACUUCAUGUCUGAGUGUACGAGCAGGAGUUUGCCAUGGAGAGCUUGGGGCUGCAGACGGUGACCCUCAGUGACGGGACGACGGCCUACGUACAGCAAGCUAUCAAAGGAGAGAAGCUUCUUGAAGGGCAAGUGAUCCAGCUCGAGGACGGGACCACUGCAUACAUUCACCAAGUGACAGUGCAGAAAGAACCUCUUUCCUUUGAGGAUGGACAGCCCGUGCAGCUGGAAGAUGGCAGCAUGGCCUACAUACACCGCACACCCAAAGAGGGCUAUGACCCCAGUGCCCUGGAAGCCGUCCAGCUGGAAGAUGGCUCCACUGCUUACAUUCACCACCCCGUGGCUGUGCCAUCCGACAGCACCAUCCUGGCCGUGCAGACAGAGGUGGGCUUGGAGGACCUGGCCACAGAGGAUGAUGAGGGCUUCAGCACGGACACAGUGGUGGCCCUGGAGCAGUACGCCAGCAAGGUUCUGCAUGACAGCCAGGCUCCCCAUAAUGGCAAAGGACAGCAGGUUGGGGACAGAGCAUUCCGCUGCGGCUACAAGGGCUGUGGGCGUCUCUAUACCACCGCUCAUCACUUAAAGGUGCAUGAGAGAGCUCAUACAGGUGACCGUCCGUACAGGUGUGAUUUCCCCAGCUGUGGAAAGGCCUUUGCCACAGGAUAUGGGCUGAAGAGCCACGUGCGCACCCACACUGGUGAGAAGCCAUACAAGUGCCCAGAGGAGCUGUGCAGCAAGGCCUUCAAGACCUCCGGAGACCUGCAGAAGCACGUCCGGACCCACACCGGUGAACGCCCCUUCCGGUGUCCCUUUGAGGGCUGUGGCCGCUCCUUCACCACGUCUAACAUCCGCAAGGUACAUGUGCGCACCCACACGGGCGAGCGGCCCUACACCUGCCCCGAGCCCCACUGUGGCCGUGGCUUCACCAGUGCCACCAACUACAAGAAUCACGUGCGCAUCCACACAGGGGAGAAGCCAUACGUUUGCACGGUGCCAGGCUGCGGGAAGCGCUUCACCGAGUACUCAAGCCUGUAUAAGCACCAUGUGGUGCACACACACUGCAAGCCCUACACCUGCAGCACCUGCGGCAAGACCUACCGGCAGACCUCUACCCUGGCCAUGCACAAGCGCAGUGCCCACGGCGAGCUGGAGGCCACGGAGGAGAGCGAGCAGGCCCUUUAUGAGCAACAGCAGCUCGAGGCCGCCUCUGCAGCCGAGGAGAACCCGCUACCCAAACGACCCCGCAUUGCUUACCUGUCGGAGGUGAAAGAAGAGGGUGAUGACAUCCCUGCCCAAGUGGCUAUGGUGACCGAGGAAGAUGGGGCCCCCCAGGUGGCUCUGAUCACUCAGGAUGGUGCCCAGCAGGUCAGCCUGUCACCAGAAGACCUGCAGGCACUGGGGAGUGCCAUCAGUAUGGUGACCCAGCACGGCAGUACCACCCUCACCAUCCCUAGUCAUGAUGAUGACCUUGCCACAUCUGGCACACACACAGUCACCAUGGUCAGCGCCGAUGGCACCCAGACGCAGCCCGUCACAAUCAUUACCUCUGGGACUGUGGUGGCUGAGGACUCAAGUGUAGCAUCCCUUCAUCAUCAACAGGUGGCGCUGUUAGCCACAGCCAAUGGAACUCAUAUUGCAGUGCAGCUGGAGGAGCAGCAGACCUUAGAGGAGGCCAUCAGCGUAGCCACUGCUGCCAUGCAGCAAGGGACUGUGACCCUGGAGACCACAGAUUCGGAGAGCGGCUGCUGAGCCCGAGAGGGCUGGGUCCCACACCACGCUGGAAGAGGUGCCAUGCCGUACAGGCAUCCUUGCCUCCAAGGGCCCAGGCUGUGGCUGACACGUGGACGGUGGCCACACAGGUCUCUAGGGCAAGAAGGCAGCAGGAAAAUGGCCUGAAGGGCACAGGGGUCCUGCCCAAGAGAAGGGCCAAGCAGCUGGAAUCGGGGGAGUGUGUCAUCCUCAGGAGCUAAGGAGGACAAGCUUGAUCAGGCUGCACUGGGGUGUCCUCCCCCCAAAAUCAGCUGAGCACCCUCUCCUCUCUCUAGAAAACACCCUUCCCGCCCUUGGUCCACUCCCCUUCUCAGGUGGCAACUGGGGCUGCUCUUGGGACUGGUCCUCUGCUCCAACUGGUCACUGCCCACUAGGGGAGAAGGCAGACAGCCCUUCAGCCCAGUAGGGGCAGCUUGGGCCCAGCACUGCCCCUCUCAGCAAUAACCACCUCCCCGGAGGCCAGCCGAGAUGUCUGGCCACUUGGCAGCAGGGACUUUCUGCCACUGUAGUCAGAAUUGCUCAGGGGCCUGUGGCUGGAGUAAAGGUGCCCCGCCCCACCCCUACCCCCAGCUGCUCCCCAGCCUCUCUGUGGCAGAGAGGCAGGGAGCAACCUUGUACAUACUGGGGAUUGGGUGUAAUUUGUUUUAUUUUUUUUAAUUCCAUUUUGAUAAUUUUUUUUCCUGCUCUGGAUGGUGGUGGCAAACGGGUGAAUGAGUAUUUAAUAAAAGUUCCAAGUUUCCACCUGGGCCCCUCCCUCCUCCUCCCUCCUUUCAGCUUCGGGCCCUGGUGGCAGGGCUGGUCAAAUCAGGCUCUUGGCCCUGUAUCCCGGGCACAGACCUCACUCAGCCUCUGUGCCCGACUGGUGGGCCUGCCCUCCCAGAGGCACAGGGGGAAGGAAGCCCUGGUAUGAGAGAAGCCCUGAGGAGCUGCCGGUGGUUUCCUGCCCACAGCUGAGCAAGUAGGCUCCCGGUAGCCAAGCAAGACCAGUGUGAGCACUGCUCCCAGGCUCCGGUUGGGUCUCAGGCCUCAAGAUGGGUGGGCUGGAGGAACUCUGUUUUCUCUACCUUACCUUGUGUUAUGUCAUCAGAGCCCCUCCACACACAGCACACAAUCCACUGCUCCAAGUGGGCAAAGCCCCAUGG